Molecule: messenger RNA, 519 nt
Organism: Schistosoma curassoni
Lineage: Eukaryota; Metazoa; Platyhelminthes; Trematoda; Strigeidida; Schistosomatidae
Source: the annotation of a GenBank genome assembly
AUGGAACCAUUUGUUAAUAUAUUUUUUGCGAUAGAUGAGCAACAAAAUGAGACAAUUACAAGAGAUGAAUUGAGACGUUAUGUAAAGCACAAUCAUUUAGAUGAAGGGAUGAUAACGAGAUGGCAAGCAUUAUUUGAUCCAACAAAUACUGGUAUUAUAACAUUUCAAAAAUUUUGUGAUGUCCUCGGUGUAAAACCGGAACAAGCACGUACUCUUCGGAAGAGUGUUGUCAAUAACCGACCACUGCCGAAAGAUUUACAAAUAAUCUCCCAAAAUAUGUCACCAGAAGAUCAAUUCCAAAUAUUUGAAUUUGUUCGAUCACUGUUAGAUAAAAAUUUAUCAGGUCAAGAUAUGACACAAAUGAUAAAACAAUGGCUUGAUAAGACAUUCGACCCUUCAUGGCAUGUUGUUAUAAUCGAUGGUUCAUAUUGGAUAUCGUAUUCACAUUUACCUGAACAAUCUCUACAAUUUCGAUUGAAAGAAAAGUGUUAUUUAGUUUGGCGCACACCUAAAUAUUGA